Messenger RNA from Cryptomeria japonica (Japanese cedar), 1126 nucleotides. RefSeq lists its product as uncharacterized. The record is from RefSeq and is a predicted model, not a curated record. The transcript is spliced from 6 exons. Lineage: Eukaryota; Viridiplantae; Streptophyta; Pinopsida; Cupressales; Cupressaceae. The coding region runs from base 420 to 767 and encodes 115 amino acids.
UGUAUCAGUUAUAGCAUUGAAGUGCAGUGCACUGCGAAACAGAGAAAUUUCUUUUCAUUUCUAGCAUUGAAAGCUAUAAAAGAGAGAGUAAGAGUUCCAUGGCUGACAUCCCAAGGAAGAACUCUUGCAGAGUUUGCCUAAGCUUGGGAACAUGUAUACAUCAUCCCGCUGCACACACCAAACCACUUGCAGUGAGUAAAGUUGGAUUCUUUUUCAUGGUUUGAACGGGUGUUAUGAUUGAUCUAAAUCGUUUGAUUAUAGUCAUGUUCUUGGACUCUGGUAUAAAAGAAGUAGUUACCGAUAUUUAAAUAUCGGCUCCCAAAAAAUGGGGUCACGGGAUCGAAUCACAUAAAUCAUUUUUUUCUAUCUACCUGGUGUAUUCAAGCGUGGGGCAGGUUGUGGGAAAGCAAAAGCAUAAGAUGAAUGAUGAAGUGCAUCAAAUGGGAGUUAUUCCUAAACACGUAGAUGGGAGUAGCAGAGAAGGGUACAAAAACCAGGGAACUCAAGGAGCAAAGCAGGACAUAAGUGAGCCAGAGCAGUGCUUUCUUGGCUCUUCUGUACGCUAUGCUGGACCAGAUGAGUAUCUUGGCUGUGUCAAAGAAAGAAAAGAACCAAUAAAUAUGAAUAAAACUGGAGUAAAGAGGCUGGAAGAGACAGAAGACGCAUCUAGUCUUGAAUAUGCAACAAGGGGAGAUUGGUGGAAAGGUAAUGUGUACAAUGGUAAAGCUGGAUUAAGUAAUUGGAUAUGGAUCUGCCGUGGAAUAUGAUAUCUAUAUGUUUAUCUUUAGAAGGAAUCUCAGAAAAUCUUUUUCAAAUCAUCCACAAUCCAUUUCUUUUUAAGUUAGAUGGUAUCUUAACUUUAACCCACAGAGUGCUUGCUAUGGAAACAAUUAUGGUAUAUAUUAAUAUUAUGCGAAUGCUGAGGAUAAUGGCAUUGGUUAGGGUUUACCUUAUUGUCACCAAAGCAUUCAAAGGUAUUAAGCAAAUAUAGAUAAAUGGAAUGGAUUUAAGGGUUGAAAGUCUUCUGUUUGAUUGGACCGUUGUACUGAAUGUCUUUUUAUCUUUAGUUGUGGUAAAUAUUUGUUACAGAAAUGAAAAUAAUUGAAUAUAGGAUAUUUUAGAAUUU